AAUUUGCCCCUCAGGAACCUGAGGAAACUAAAGUACAUCGGCCGCUUCCACCCCUUCGACCUCGACUUCAAACGCCACUGCAAGGAAGGAAAGCUCCCAAACUACGUCGUCAUCGAGCAACGCUACUUCGACCUCAAGGUCCUCCCAGGCAACGACGACCACCCCUCUCACGACGUCUCCGAGGGCCAGAAGCUCGUGAAGGAGGUGUACGAGGCGCUUCGGUCGAGCCCCCAGUGGAACGAGAUGCUGUUCGUCAUCACCUACGACGAGCACGGCGGAUUCUACGAUCACGUCCCGCCUCCUGUCGGGGUCCCUAGCCCUGAUGACAUUGUUGGGCCUGAACCCUUCUAUUUUAAGUUUGAUCGGCUUGGGGUUCGGGUUCCGACGUUUUUCAUCUCGCCUUGGAUUGAACCGGGAGUCGUGGUUCACAAGCCUUCAGGACCCCAUCCUUCAUCAGAGUUCGAGCAUUCUUCAAUCCCUGCAACCGUGAAGAAAAUCUUCAAUCUGAAACAGUUCUUGACGAAGCGCGAUGCAUGGGCUGGGACGUUCGAGACUGUACUCACAAGAACUACUCCUCGAACAGAUUGUCCAGUCACACUCCCAGAACCUGUAAAAAUGAGAAACACUACCGAAGCAGCGGAGCAAUCAAAGUUAUCCGAAUUCCAGCAAGAGCUGGUGCAAUUGGGAGCAGUAUUGAACGGAGAUUACAUCAAAGACAUCUAUCCUUACAAGUUAGUCGAGCAAAUGACUGUCGCCGAGGCUGCAAACUACACACAGGAAGCAUUCAGGACCUUCUUGAAUGAGUGCGAGAAAUGCAAGAAAAAUGGAGCAGAUGGAUCUUAUGUUGUUGUCGUGAAUCCUGCCAAGGGAACUGCUGCAGCUGAUGACAAUAACAAUGAGCAGAAGAAGAAGUCUGUUGUUACGAAAAUGUUUGGUUGCUUUGUUUGUGGACAGUCACAGGAUUAGUCGUAUUUUCGUUAACAAUCGAUGUAGAGGGAUUGUUUAUUUACUGUUGUUUAGUUGUUCAUGUACGUACUGGUUGAUUCAAUGUAGUUGUGUGGAUUGAAUUAUUGGUUUGUGAAUUGUUUAUAUUGCUCAAUACAGUUGAACUCAUAUUCAAAAAAUAAAU
Asparagus officinalis (garden asparagus) is the source of this 1129-nucleotide messenger RNA. Its product is annotated as non-specific phospholipase C3-like. Gene Ontology annotation, molecular function: hydrolase activity, acting on ester bonds. NCBI's taxonomy places the organism in Eukaryota, Viridiplantae, Streptophyta, Magnoliopsida, Asparagales, Asparagaceae. The record is from RefSeq and is a predicted model, not a curated record. The transcript is spliced from 3 exons. Gene Ontology annotation, biological process: phospholipid catabolic process. The annotation marks the transcript as partial.